UGUCAUUUAGACUUCAUCAUCGAGCCGCAGUAAAGAUGACCCUAUGACAUGUCUCAGAAAGCUCAACCUGGCACUUCACCCAUUAAAUCAUUCACCUGCAAGCAAUUUAUCCACUUUGAUCUCAGAAACAAUAAUACCACCGAUCACACUCAGAGCUCAAAUACAGCAACACAAUGGUCGCCCCACGCAUCAGUAAUGCUCUCAGAGCAGCAUCCUCGAUAGCUCGCCUCCGAGCUCCAGCAGCAUCAUCUACCUACCGUACAUUCACGAGCACUCCUCGAGCUUUCGCGCAGCAGGGCUAUGGCGAUGGUAAGGGUAGCCCCGAGGGCGAGUCCCCCCAGAAGCAGCCCGGAGCAUCAAAGGCACAACAAUCAUCAGAGCAUCCGGGUCCGUCAGCGCCAGAUAUGGGCCAGGGCAGCGGCAACAGCGGUCAGAAGAACCCAUCAGAGGCCAGCGCCAAAUCGGGGGGCUCACGAUCCAAGGAGGCAAAGGAAACGGGAUCCAGCCCAACGGGGUCGGUGAAAGGAGGUGAGGCACUCAAGGGUCCCCAGGGCGAGGGCGCACCCAAGCCCAAGAUCCACAAUCAAUCCGUCUCUGGAGUGAAGUCGGGGCUGAGCGAGGAGCAGAAGCGUGAGGUCGAGCAGCACAACGCGGACUUUGAGAAGAGGCAUGAUCGUGCUGGGGCUGCGGGCGAGGACAAGGUGGACCAAAAGUUCUGGCAAGGAAACGGUCCCCGGAUUCGAAGUGACGCAAAGACAGCUGCGGAAAAUGAUUGGAAUGCCUAAAGUCGGGACAUGGACAGUUGGCGCUCGCGACAUGAUGUGAGAUUGCGAGCUGGAGUCCGAGAGUCACGUAUCGCAUAAAUUGAGGCUGAAAGACCUAUUAUACAAUAUACUUGCCCCUGGUGUUAUGGACUGGUGCUUUGAACUGUGGUAUAUGGCACAUGUCUAUAGUGGACAACAUCAUUGUGACGUAGCCCCACUCCAGAGCUCCACGGCCCAGGCCACUUGUAUGAGAUACUGCAAUGCAUA
This is a messenger RNA of Truncatella angustata, 1031 nucleotides long. RefSeq lists its product as uncharacterized. Lineage: Eukaryota; Fungi; Ascomycota; Sordariomycetes; Amphisphaeriales; Sporocadaceae. The record is from RefSeq and is a predicted model, not a curated record. The transcript is spliced from 2 exons. The coding region runs from base 174 to 785 and encodes 203 amino acids.